CACCCUGAGGUUUCACGAAGGCCCCUCGAAUAAAAUAUCAGUAAAUUCAGGUCAGCUAAGUGUAUGGUUUGGGAAGAAGAAGCUCAACUUCCUUUAAAUUUUCCGAUGAUAAUUUCAGCUCCAUCGAUCAACGGGUUGUUUCGCGAAAGUUUCAUGGUCUGGGCGACUGAAUUUAAAUCACUUUUAAUAUGUGUUACUUCUUGUUUUAGGGGUACUGGGCCAAACGGAGAAGUGGUGCUGCAUACUAUAGCUAACAAUGGGGGAUGCAGUGACAAGUGGGGACAAAUCUUACAAAUUUCUAAGAAGAAAAUCGACGAAAAACUGACGCGAGCCCUUAAAUACAAAUUUCAACGCGGAAACAUACCGCAGCCCCUGAGGACUACAUAUAAAUAUUGGCAGGAAGGUUUCUGGUAUUUCCAGAAGCCUGGUACCAACUUUGACUUAACAACCAUCCGUCAAUGGGCCAAGCGACCGCUGAUCGGACAAGAUGUAUUCUUGGUUGACAGGGCAUUCAAUAAUUUUGGUGGAUGGUUACAGGACACUUUGCGU
Messenger RNA from Stylophora pistillata, 549 nucleotides. RefSeq names its product L-amino-acid oxidase-like. NCBI's taxonomy places the organism in Eukaryota, Metazoa, Cnidaria, Anthozoa, Scleractinia, Pocilloporidae. The record is from RefSeq and is a predicted model, not a curated record.